AUGGCAGCAUCGCACCCGCCCGCGGCCACCGCCACGCCAACACCCGACCUCGCCGGCCCCUCGACCCAGACCACAACCUACAAGCCCCGCCCCGCACGCAAACAGGUCACACAGGAACGCCUACGCGCCCUCAUCGAAGCCGCAAAGCCGCAGAACAACUCCGGCGGCAUCUACAACAUCUGGCACGAAAACUUCUCCGGCGGCGACCGCAACGAGAAAAAGGGUCUCGAGCGCGCAGAGACCCGCUGCGACAUUGCCCGCGACGCCGGAUACACAAAGGCAGACCUCGCAACACGCAGGCAACCUCCUUCGUCGUCGUCAUCCUCCUCGACUGCCACUCCGGAAAACGACGGCGCCUACUGCUGCCUCUUUUUCGCACGCGGCUGCUGCCCCAACGGCGCAGAGUGCACCUACCUCCACCGCCUCCCGCGCCCCACCGAGUUCAACGACCAGGGACGCGACAUCUUUGGCCGCCCCAAGUUUGGAGACUACCGCGACGACAUGGGCGGCGUCGGAUCCAUGCAGCGCGUCAACCGCACCCUCUACGUCGGACGCAUCCACGAGGAAGGCUCCGGCGCCAUGUCCCAGGGCGGCGCCGCCAACAUGGGCUCCAGCCUCACCUGGCGCGACGGCGGCCGCACCCUGCGCGGCGGCAAGAGCGUGUCGGACGUGCGCAGGCGCGACCCCGCCGCGCGCGGGCCCAGGCAGCCCUACGUCGAGAGCGACACGGAAAAGGUGCUCCGCCGCCACUUUGGCGAGUGGGGCGAGAUUGAGCGCAUCAAGGUGCUCCACGGCCGCGCGUGCGCCUUUGUCACCUACCGCCACGAGACGAGCGCCCAGUUUGCAAAGGAGGCCAUGUACCUGCAAAAGCUCGACCACAACGAGAUCAUCAACGUACGCUGGUCCACCGACGACCCCAACCCGGGCGCCCAGAAGCGCAACGAGCGCCAGAUGAAGCAACAGGGCGAGGGCGCCAUCCUGGCAAACGUGCGGCCCGACACCGUCGAGGCUCAGGAGGCGCUCAGGAGGCUCGAGGGGACGCUGCCGGACGACCAAGGGGGGAGAGCGCGAAUGCCAGAGGCCAAGCGGCGGAAGCUGGAAGAGGACGAGGCAGCCUACGAGGCGGAAAUGGCCAGGCUCGACGAGGAGAAUGCCCGCGGGUGGGAAGAGAUCAGGCGGGAGCGCGAGGCUGCGGCCGCAGCGGCAUCUGCGGCAUCGGCGGCAUCAGCGGCGGCGACAACAACAAACGCGGCAGGGGCUAGCGGCAGCGUCGGCGGCGGUGGCGGACUGUUGAGCGCCGAGGUGGUAGGCAACCUCCAGGCCCUCUCUGCGUUGCGGCAGAAGCCACAACCAGCGGCCACGACGGCGACGGCGAAACCGACGGGUCUGGGCAGUCUGGCCGCGUAUGGCAGCGACAGCGAAGAUGGCGACGACGACGAGUAG
Messenger RNA from Pseudozyma flocculosa PF-1, 1443 nucleotides. RefSeq lists its product as uncharacterized. Gene Ontology annotation, molecular function: metal ion binding; pre-mRNA binding; U6 snRNA binding. The record is from RefSeq and is a predicted model, not a curated record. Bases 1 to 1443 code for a protein of 480 amino acids. Gene Ontology annotation, cellular component: U2-type catalytic step 2 spliceosome; U2-type catalytic step 1 spliceosome; Prp19 complex. NCBI's taxonomy places the organism in Eukaryota, Fungi, Basidiomycota, Ustilaginomycetes, Ustilaginales, Ustilaginaceae. The transcript has a single exon.